Messenger RNA from Marmota monax (woodchuck), 3210 nucleotides. RefSeq names its product ER lipid raft associated 1 (gene Erlin1). The transcript has 12 exons. Gene Ontology annotation, biological process: SREBP signaling pathway. Gene Ontology annotation, cellular component: endoplasmic reticulum; endoplasmic reticulum membrane. The record is from RefSeq and is a predicted model, not a curated record. Gene Ontology annotation, molecular function: cholesterol binding; ubiquitin protein ligase binding. NCBI's taxonomy places the organism in Eukaryota, Metazoa, Chordata, Mammalia, Rodentia, Sciuridae. The coding region runs from base 110 to 1156 and encodes 348 amino acids.
CGCAGUGCCGGCGAGUGGGCGGGACCGGUGGUUGGCGGCGUUUGGCGCGUCCGGGGAGGCGGCUGCACGUGCGGGCGGGGGCGAUGCGUCACUGAUCGGAGGAACAAGGAUGAAUAUGACUCAAGCCCGGGUUCUGGUGGCUGCAGUGGUGGGGCUUGUAGUUGUUCUCCUCUACGCCUCCAUCCACAAGAUCGAGGAAGGACAUCUGGCAGUGUACUACAGGGGAGGAGCUUUACUAACUAGCCCCAGUGGACCAGGCUAUCAUAUCAUGUUGCCUUUCAUUACUACAUUCAGAUCUGUACAGACAACUCUACAAACUGAUGAAGUUAAAAAUGUGCCUUGUGGAACAAGUGGUGGGGUCAUGAUCUAUAUUGACCGAAUAGAAGUGGUUAACAUGUUGGCUCCUUAUGCAGUGUUUGAUAUCGUGAGGAACUACACUGCAGAUUAUGACAAGACCUUAAUCUUCAAUAAAAUCCACCAUGAGCUGAAUCAAUUUUGCAGUGCCCAUACACUUCAAGAAGUUUACAUUGAAUUAUUUGAUCAAAUAGAUGAAAACCUGAAGCAAGCACUACAGAAAGAUUUAAAUGUCAUGGCCCCAGGUCUCACUAUACAGGCUGUGCGUGUUACAAAACCUAAAAUACCAGAAGCCAUAAGAAGAAAUUUUGAGUUAAUGGAGGCUGAGAAGACUAAACUUCUUAUAGCUGCACAGAAACAAAAGGUUGUGGAGAAAGAAGCUGAGACGGAGAGGAAAAAGGCUGUUAUAGAAGCAGAGAAGAUUGCACAAGUGGCAAAAAUUCGGUUUCAGCAGAAGGUGAUGGAGAAAGAAACUGAAAAGCGCAUUUCUGAAAUUGAAGAUGCUGCAUUCCUGGCCCGAGAGAAGGCGAAAGCAGAUGCUGAGUAUUAUGCUGCACACAAAUACGCCACCUCAAACAAGCACAAGUUGACCCCGGAAUAUUUGGAGCUCAAAAAGUACCAGGCCAUUGCAUCUAACAGUAAGAUCUACUUUGGCAGCAACAUCCCUAGCAUGUUUGUGGACUCCUCUUGUGCUUUGAAGUAUUCAGAUGUUAGGACUGGAAGUGAAAGCUCCCUCCCCUCUGAGGAGGCUGUUGAACCCUCGGGAGAGAGUCCCAUCCAAAACAAGGAGAGCACAGGUUGAUGCAAGAGGUGGAAAUGUUCUCCCAUAUCAAGAUGUGUCCCAAGGGGCUAAGUGGGAACAGUGGUUAUAUGGACUCUUUGGAUUUACAGAGAAGUUGUGCUCUGUCUGUCUGGCUCUCUUGUGAAUUGUCCUGGUUUGUCAGCUGAUUGCAGGAUAGAGCCAGCUGUCUGGCACUCAAAUGGUCUUCUCAGCCACAGUUUAUCAAGUCUCCUGUAUGUAUUCCUUUCUAAACUGGUACUCAUGAAUGAGGAAAGUCUGAUGCUAAGAUACUGCCUUCACUGGAAUGUUAAACACUAAAUAUAUAACAAGCUGUGUUUUUUUAAGCUGAGAUCUAUUGAAUAAUGUUUACAUUGGUCCCCGGGGCCAUGUGUGCUCAGCCAUUCAAGAGAUAGGAGGCCAGAGAGAAGACCUCUAAGACAUGGUAAGUUAAAGAAGACUGAUUGCACCUGGGAUCCAGACUCUCUUUGGAGUCCAGUCCCAGUGUUCAUCUGGGUGAUUAACAUUCAGGCCACUGAGGUUCCCCAGGAAAUGAUCUUCCACUUGAGCAACUAUUUACUUGAUAUGAUUUGCACCUUUGUUUUCCUACAGUCAGGUUGGUGGCUUCCAGGGAUAUGCGCUUUGCCAUCCAACCAGAGAUUCCUAAUCACUUGUUUAUUGCAUUAGUAGGUUCAGAGAUAAGGAGAGUUUGGUUUAAAGUUUUGAGGGAAAUGAAACCUUUGCUCUGAACCAAAGCUCUGGGGCCCUGCAUUCCCUCCGUUGGCUGAUGACUGUGAGCAUCACUGCCCCAGGCUAUGAUGACUAAGGUGCCUGGUUUUUAACCACAGACAAUUCCUUAUAUGUCACCUCUCAGCUCUGGCUGGCCAAGAGUGAGACAGGGCUUUAACUGCACAUAGAAGCAGUGUGCAAUUUCUAGCCAUUCAUUGCACAGUAUUGUAUCAUAAUUGCAGGAAGUUUUUAUUUUUAAAACUGGAUUUGGGGUACAUUCAUUUUGCCCCAGCACUUCUGUCUAAAGGCCAAUACAUAGGGCUGCUGUGGUUACUAGCACAUUGAUUCUCCUUAAUAUUAUUCACAGAGUAUAGAACAGAGUAUCCUAUAGAAAGUAUCCUUGGUCAUCUUGGUCUCCUUCCUUCCUGGCCCUGGGAUAUUGAAAUCAAAGUUGUUUCUCCAGCUUUCACCUUCCCUAGAAGAUCAGGAUUCCACUGACUUCUUGGGCAACCAGUGAAUUUAAUUUUCCAUGAGAUGACAGAGUUAACCUGUGGCUAUAGGAGAUCUACUUCAUCUGGACCUCUUUUUUUUUUUUUAACUUCAGAUUAACUUUCUUGAAACAUUGUGCUCCAUAGUUAGACCUAAGUUUGUGAAGCUUAUUGACACUUUUUUUGUACACUAUGUUGAAGCCAGACAGAAAAGUCAUGGGACCACUUCCAGAAACCUCUCAGCUGUCAGUCUUACAGCAGCUGAUGGGUUGUGCCAAACGCUUUAUUUGGGAAAGUAAAGCCCAAAUUUGGAUGGGUCUUAUCCCUGGGCCUUAUACUCUAGAGGCAUUUAUAAUAUGGAGAAAUCAUUCUUUCAUUUUUUUGCUCAUUUAAUUCUAUAAAUUGUCUUUAUGAGUGAAUUUUUCUUUAUCCCUACUUAAAAGAACUUUUGAAUUAUAAAAAUAAAUUCUUGUCAUGUUGUCGCUGCAGAUAAAUAAUGAUUGUUGUGGGAAAUCUGGAUCCUUUACUUUUGUGCUUUCAUUCCUAGAGAUGUUUCCUAUUCCCAUAAGUGAAAAGCUAUUGCCCCAAAGUGAUGGCUGUGGGUUUUCUUACCAGCCAAAAGCCCUGAUGGCAGGGUUGAUGAAAGAGGAAGUGCCAUUGUGAAGUUUUAAAGAGAGCACUUCCAUUUAAACACCAUGGAGUGAGCUUUCCUAUGCCCACUCAGUGAGCUCUAAGUCUAGCCAUCCUUCAGGGAUGUUCCUUUUGGCAAAUAAAUAUACACUGUAAUCUUGAAGUCUAAAUUUAUAUGUGAAAUGCUACCUUUUUUAAAAUAAGAAACUAAAUAAAAUUAUUUUAGUAUCA